Messenger RNA from Cryptomeria japonica (Japanese cedar), 4339 nucleotides. RefSeq names its product pentatricopeptide repeat-containing protein At5g39710. Bases 741 to 3128 code for a protein of 795 amino acids. The record is from RefSeq and is a predicted model, not a curated record. Gene Ontology annotation, molecular function: protein binding. NCBI's taxonomy places the organism in Eukaryota, Viridiplantae, Streptophyta, Pinopsida, Cupressales, Cupressaceae. The transcript has a single exon.
CCAUACCCUGCCUAAUUAAGAAAAAGUGGAAAACUACAAAGAAAAUGCUAGGAAGAAGAUAUUGGUUUGGCUGCUCUGAAAUUUUCAUGCGUUAGGCGGGAUUCAUUGAUUCUUAACCCCUUAAGUCCGUCUCUAAAAUCCCAACUUUUUUCCUCAGUCGGACCCCAAUCUUAGCUCUGUGUAUCGGACCUGUUUGGACAUAUUAUUAUUCGGAGAUCUGUGCUGCAAAAGGAUAAUAAAAUUGGCAUGGCUGCAGUCCACAUGCAUUGGCAGAAAUAAACGAUAAAUAGUUCUAUUCUUCUCAGGAAAUAUCAGUUUGGGAAGGCUAUGAACUGUUACCGCUAGGUAUGUCUGCAUUCGUAAUUCUUUGAGCUAAAUUUUGUUGAUUAUUUAAUAACUGUAAAUAAUAGCGCUUGAGAGAAGAUAAUGUUCAUAGCGAACAUGUUGAAAUCCCAGAUAAAAUGUGUCAAAUGUUGUCAAGAAUUGGUGCAGCUAAAGUCUAGGGUUGAAAAUUCUGUAAAUAACCGGUUUUGCUAAACAAUGAAUGAGGCGGUGAGGCUCAAACUUAGGGUUUGACAUUUAGCCGACUAGUAAGUGAAAUUUUUGGAUGUUGUGAUGUCAAAUACUGCGGUGAGUGGAGCCAGAAAAUGGGAUAAUGUGAUGAAUGAAAAAAUAUCUUGAAAUUAAACAGUUAACAUUUUAGGUUUUCUGUAUUUAGUUAUUUUGGCAAGAGAAGAAUUAUGGAAUACAGUAGAAGCUUCAAAGUUAUUGCAUUUUCUACAGUUUCUCUGGUAAGAAAACUAGGGGUAUAUUAUAAUCUCUGGAGAGUGCAAGAAUUUCAUGCCAGACUGUCAAAUUCUAGGUCUGGACUUAUUGAACGUAGGAAAAUCAAUUGCAUUAAUCCCACAAUCGAAACGGAAAGUACUUCCACAGUAAUGAUGAAAUUCUCAAAAAUAAUUUUCAAAGCAGAAAAGUUUUCAACACAGACAAUCUCAAAGAAUUGCGAGGCAGAAAUUUGUGAAGAAGAAAUAGAUUAUGUCGAUAUUAAAGGAAUAGAUAGGGGGACUUUGGACUCCAUCUGUGAUUUGGUGAGGCUGCAGCAGUGGGAUUUGCUGAAGGAAAAUUCUGCUAAAUUGACGCCAUGUAUUGUAGUGCAAGCAUUGGCUGUAAAGCAUGCCACUGCUGGAUCGAAAAUCCAAUUGUCUCAUUUGUUAGAGAAAGAAGGAAACAUUCAGGAAACGAUACAAAUUUACUCUGCAAUGAUUCACAUUUUAAUAAGGGCAAAGAUGUUUAGUGAUGCAAGGGCGUUGAUGGACUGUCUUAUUCUUUCUUCCAAGUGCCAUGCCUCGGCUUCAGAUAUUUUCAGGUCGUUGAUUUCUGCAUAUGUAGGAUUCUCUGUACCUGUAGCUCUCGACAUGUUGAUCAAAACUUAUGCACGGUUUAAUAUGAUUCAAGAUGCUGCUGAUAUUUUUCAACAGUCAAGCAAUUGCACUUUUGCAAAUGAUGUUAUCUUCUGCAACAGGCUUCUUAAAGUUAUAAUCAAAAUGCAGCUACCCGACUUGGUAUUUAAAAUAUUCAAAGAAAUGCAGAAAAGGAGAAUCUGUCCCAAUAUUGACACAUGGAAUUGUGUUCUUGAAGCCUACUGUGAGAGAGGUAACCUGCCAAAAGCGAACAACUUAGUAUUUAAAAUGCAUGAAACAGGUACAAUUCCAGAUAGUGUUACCUAUGAUUUGCUUAUUGACGGAUACUGUAGGGAAAGCAGAAUUACUGAGGCUCUUGAACUUAUGAAGCAUAUUAUACAUGAAGGCUCUGUGCCUGGGAUUAAGGCCUACAAUGCACUCAUAAGGGGACUAUGCAAGGAAGGUAAUUUGCAGGAAGCCAAAUCCCUCCUACAACAAAUUCAUCAAAAUGGGGUUAAGCCCAGCCCUGAAACUUAUGCAGCUUUAAUUGAAACCCAUUUGAAACACUGGCGCAUAAGCAGUGCUGUAAAUCUGCAUGAACAGAUGUUAGAACAUGACCUUCUCCUUGACAAGGCUACUUACAGGUCAAUCAUCAGCAUACUUUGCAACUUUGAGAUGGUGAAGGAAACAAGUAAUUUUGUUCUCCUAACAAUGGAAAGAGAGUUAGUCCCUGCCAAAACAAUCUUCUUUGCAAUGUUGAAAAGCAACUAUCUCAAGGAUAAUGUUAAACAGCUGAAAAGAAUUCUCAAUAAAGCCAUGGAAGAAGGUAUAGAACUGAGUAUUGCAACUUACACUACACUUAUUGAAGGUUUUUACAAAGCAGGCAUGUUGCAAGAAGCAAAUGAAUGGUUCAAAGAAAUGCAAAAAAGAGGGUUGACUCCCAAAAGGAGUAGCUAUGUCAAGCUAAUAUAUGGCCAUUGCAAGGAAGGGAAUUCAAGGAUAGGUUUGAAGUUGUUGGAGGAAAUGAUUCAGAAAGGUUUCUCACUUACCAUUUCUGUCUAUGAGAAAAUUGUUACUGGGCUUUGCGAUGAUAAUAACAUUCAUGAAGCACUUAAUCUUGCUCGUCAAAUGUUGAAAAGAGGUUUAAUACUUGAAAUAAGUACCUAUGCCAGAGUAAUUCACAGGCACUUGCAGGAGGGGAAUUUGCAGGAGGCAGUGGUUCUGAUGGAGGAAAUUCUGGAAAAAGGAAUUAUACCAAAAUCAGAAAUCUGUGUUCCAUUCUUUACACAACUUUGCAUGCAAAGAGAAACAGAGAAAGCAGAUAACCUUUUUCACAUGAUGCUGGACAAUGGUUGCAUUUCUAUUGUUUCAGACUAUAACCUGCUAAUUGAUGGUUAUUGCAAGGAAGGGAGAAUGAAGAAAGCUCUAGAAGUACAGGAUAAAAUGGUUAAAAAGGGUAUGACUCCUGAUAUGGAUUCUUUUAAGAUACUCAUUAGGGAAUACUGUAGAAAAGGAGAAACAGAGACAGGUGAACGUCUCUUGAAUAAUAUGCUGGAGAGGGGAAUGACUCCUCUUGUUUCUAUUUAUAAUGAUCUUAUCCUUGGUUACUGUCAGGGUGGAAAAAUGGAGGCGGCUUUGAGGCUUCGAGAUAGCAUGUCUUUGAAUGGUAUAGAGCCUAAUGUGGACACCUACAAUGCGCUUAUCUGUGGAGUUUGCUCAACAAUCUGAAAAUAUAUAAUACUGUUAACUCCAAGAGGAAAAUGUUGAAUCAGUAUUGAAUUAUACAAGCCUAUGACAGGGAAGUAGAUUAUGGAUUGGCGCCUUGCUAUAUCUGAAACAAGCAGGAAAAUAUUUCAUUUAAAGAUGGUUAUUGAAAUGGCGAUCUGUAUCCACAACUGCAUUUCAUGAACAAGAUCUUCCUUCAAUGCAGCACAUACGUGCUUGAGCAGCAGUUUAACUUUGGUUUUAGGUUUCAAAAUUCCAAAAGAAAAGCGAGCAUGUGAUACUUACCUCUAUAUGAUGGUGCUUUUAAGAAUUAAAUGGUGAGUAAAUUUCAGCAGAGAGGAGGUUCUUAGCAGAGUAGCAUGGCCCAUUUGCAUGAAGACAGAGGCAAGUUAAGAAGUGGCACAAAUUUUCAAGUACUGCACACGAUUUGGUUUAAAGGCCAUUAAAAUUUAAAAGUCAUCUUCAUCAUCGUCAAUUUUAGAUAUGAGGUAGAUUGCAGUAUUACAGGGUUUUGAAAGUCGAUUAGCGCAUCAAAUAUAAUAUUUCUUGUUUCUAAAUGAAGAUAUAUGCCAGUAGCUGCUGUGUUAACCAGCUUUUACUAUCUGUCAGAAAGUCAAGCCCUCUGGCAACCAUUACUAGAAACUUCUGAGUCUCAUACUGGUCUUAUUUGAUAUCUGGGGGAUAUCAAACAAAGGAGUUCCUUGUGAACUUUUUUCUUCUCCAACUGCAAAAGUUACGGUUCUAUAGAAUACCGUGGGAUUUUAUAGCUAUUUCUGAACUGCACAGAACGGGUAGAUUUACCAGACACAUCCAAACACACCUCAUAUGAUUAAUAAGGAUUCACUUUAAUGGGUAACUGUUAUCCAUCAUCAGGGUGUCUUUAUUGUAAUAGUUAACAAAUAUAACUACUGUAAUUAAUUUGGUGCAAUAUGCCAUCAAAUGGAUUACUAUGAUGAAAUUCUGCAGUGUUUUCUAGAAACUAUCAUCAGACAACUGGCACUUUAAGGCUUUACUCUGAUGUUUUUUUUAGGUUGCUUUUUUGUUUUUGCAGCUCCAAGAUUCAGGAAUUAAAGACGAGUGUUAGAAUUUCAGUCAAUGUAAAAUUGUUCAAUAUAUGAAGUGAAUGUUUCUUUCAGCCAUCUAAUGGCCUUGUAGUAUGGUUAGAUAAUAUAUUUCUCCUUUAGCUACCUAUUGGUAGCUCUUAUUCUUUGUAA